AAACCACCACGACUCGCGUCACGGCAGAAAAUUAAAGGAAGACACUUUGUAUUGUUCUAUUAUAGCUCAAAGUAGACGGUGACUGUUGAAUAACACUUCUUUUUCUCAAUUUCAAAGCGGACGUGUAGCGGCAUUGUUUUAUUUUGAAAGAAAAGACCGGAAAUGUAGUCUUGCCUCGUUGUAUGCGAAUUGAUGUGACCAGAGGGGAAGCUCCAAGUUCCUGUCUUGUCAACGGAAUCCCACAAAGUUGUCGUCAAAUCUCAUUUUUAAACGCUUUGUGCAAAGUGAAUGCUUUAUUGUCGAUAACAGACAUGGCGCUCACCGAUGCUGACGUACAGAAACAGAUCAAACACAUGAUGGCCUUCAUCGAGCAGGAGGCCAGUGAGAAGGUUGAGGAAAUAGACGCCAAAGCGGAGGAAGAGUUCAACAUUGAGAAAGGCCGCCUGGUGCAGACUCAGAGAGUGAAAAUAAUGGAAUACUUUGAAAAGAAGGAAAAGCAGAUAGAACAGCACAAGAAAAUCCAGAUGUCCCACCUGAUGAACCAAGCGAGGCUGAAGGUGCUGAAGGCCCGCGACGACAUGAUCACGGAUUUGUUGACGGAAGCCCGGCAAAGGCUGGCAGAGAUUGCCCUGGACCCUGCCAGGUACUCCAGACUGCUGGAGGGGCUGGUCCUGCAGGGAUUCUACCAGCUUCUGGAAGACAAAGUUACCAUCCGCUGUCGACAGCAGGAUGUGGAGAUGGUUCAGGCUGCGGUGAAUAAGAACAUCCCCGUCUACAAGGAGGCUGUGAAAAAACACAUUGUCGUCAAAGUGGACAUGGAACAUUUUCUACCAUCAAGCCUCUGCGGAGGCGUGGAAGUGUACAACGACAAUGGCAAGAUAAAAGUGUCCAACACGUUGGAGAACAGACUAGAUCUUCUAGCGCAUCAGAUGAUGCCUGAAGUCAGAGUGUCCUUGUUUGGUGCCAACCCCAACCGCAAGUUCACAGAUUAACCGUGGAUUUGAAGGGAGCAGCGUGCAAGCAGGUGGAAUAUCAUUGGUCCACGCUGUCCCUAAAGCGGAGUGCAGCAUUGUUGCAUCAUUUUAGCAAGGCAACAAGCCCACCUACCACAGUGCCUUAUUUUUUAUUCUUAUUAUUGUUGUAACUAAGGCGCCUGCUUUAAAUGUAAAUUCAACAGGGUGUGUGCCAUAUAGUCAUCCCUCCUUUAUUGCCCGACCGCGAUGGACAUGCUCAAUUUCAAUAAAUGGAAUCUCUUUGUAGUUAUGGCAUAGGAAACCUGCUUAUGAUCUUCUGAAUACGAUUUUUAGCAUUAUUAGACACGAGGAUCUUUUGUGUCGACAUAAUGGAGAAAGCGUAUUUUCUUUGAAAAGGGUUGGUCACAUGGCAGUGGGUCAGUCAAUCAUCCACGCAUACCCACUGGGUGGAUGAUAGGGAACCUUGUUGACAGGCUAGUGUCCGUUUCUCCGAAUUACUGACACCUAGUGGCCAAUGUAGUUAACAGACUCAAAUGGAAUGCUAGUUCAUUUAGUUAGGUCAUUUAGCUGUUUUAUGGCAUGGGAAUUCUUCAUUUAGACCAAUAAUAAGUACAAUUUGCUUCAAUAUGAUUUGUUUUACAAAAAAUUGGCAGUAUUCAAGCACGAAACAGCGAUCGUUUUUGGAUCAAACGCGAUAGAGUGAGGGACAACUGUAUGUGUGUUUUAUUUUAAAAAGUAAAUAAGUGGGACACUGAA
Molecule: messenger RNA, 1730 nt
Organism: Doryrhamphus excisus (bluestripe pipefish)
Lineage: Eukaryota; Metazoa; Chordata; Actinopteri; Syngnathiformes; Syngnathidae
Source: RefSeq, a predicted model, not a curated record